CGCAACACACGCAAACAUGAUUCACGGAGCGCUUAAUCGGACUGAUAACAGUCGCACGAAACACUGAUAAGGCCUCACACGACACGUGCUAACACAACUUCAAAAUUUUUCACGGAAAAUCCCCCAAAUCGAUUGGAAAAGCGCGCUCCGCGGCGGGUGACAAGAAUAGUGCAGAAUGGUGAAGGAAACCACGUAUUACGACAUCCUGGGCGUGCGUCCGGACGCCUCGGCGGACGACCUGAAGAAGGCAUAUCGCAAGCUGGCGCUGAAGUACCAUCCGGACAAGAAUCCCAACGAGGGUGAGAAGUUCAAGCAGAUCAGCCAGGCGUACGAGGUGCUGUCGGACGCGGAGAAGCGAAGCAUCUACGAUGAGGGCGGCGAGGCGGCCAUCAAGAAGGGCGGCGCCGGCGGCGGAGGCUUCACCAGUCCCAUGGACUUGUUUGACAUGUUCUUCGGCGGGGGCUUCGGUGGCGGGCGGCGGCGGGAGCGUCGCGGCAAGGAUCUAGUGCACCAGUUGAGCGUGACACUGGAGGAGCUGUACAUGGGCGCUGUGCGCAAGUUGGCGCUGCAGAAGAGCGUGAUUUGUGAUAAGUGCGAGGGCCGCGGCGGCAAGAAGGGCGCCGUGGAGAAGUGCAUGACGUGCAGAGGCACUGGCGUGGAGACAAAGAUCCAGCAAGUGGGUCCGGGCAUUGUGCAGCACUUCGAGCACAUGUGUCGCAGCUGUCACGGCCAGGGUGAGCUGAUAGCGGCCAAGGAUCGCUGCAAAACCUGCAAUGGCAAGAAGACCGUGCGCGAGCGCAAGAUCCUCGAGGUGCACGUGGAGAAGGGCAUGCGCGACAGCCAGAAGAUCGUAUUCACGGGCGAGGGUGACCAGGAACCUGACCUGCAGCCGGGUGACAUCGUGAUUGUGCUUGACGAGAAAGAGCAUCCGGUGUUCAAGCGCUCCAAGGACGAUCUCAUCAUGACGAUGCCGCUCCAGCUCGUGGAGGCGCUGUGCGGCUUCCAGAAGGUCAUCAAGACACUGGACGAGCGCGACCUGGUCGUCACGUCGCUGCCUGGUGAGGUGGUGAAGCACGAGGCGCUGAAGUGCGUCCUGGGCGAGGGAAUGCCACAGUACAAGAACCCUUUUGAGAAGGGUCGUCUCAUCAUACAGUUUGUGGUGGUGUUCCCGGACUCUGUGCCGCGCGAAUCCAUCCAGACGCUGGAGAUGAGCCUGCCCGGCCGGCCACAAGUCACCAUCCCGAUUGACGCCGAGGAGUGCACACUGUCCGAGCUGGAGCCCGACCACGGGCGCGGCCAGCGGCACGACGAGGACGAGGAAUACUAUUUCCACGGGCCGCGUGUCCAGCAGUGCGCCACUAGCUAAGCGCGCGGCGCGCCGACCUUUGGCCGGAUUAGGGGACAUGAUACUGUUGAAUGAAAUCUAUGAAAUUGUGACUCAGAACAGCGAUAAUGCGUAAAAUAAAAUUAUUCCAUGCGCCACAA
Molecule: messenger RNA, 1485 nt
Organism: Phlebotomus argentipes
Lineage: Eukaryota; Metazoa; Arthropoda; Insecta; Diptera; Psychodidae
Gene: Droj2
Product: dnaJ homolog subfamily A member 1
Exons: 2
Coding region: 176-1366 (396 amino acids)
Biological process (GO): protein refolding; response to heat
Cellular component (GO): cytosol; cytoplasm
Molecular function (GO): Hsp70 protein binding; ATP binding
Source: RefSeq, a predicted model, not a curated record